CAACCAUGAUCUCCCAACACAAACAACUUCUAUCACAACUCUAUAAAUACAUUACACACUCUUUUGUUCAUUACCAACAAACUAAGCAAAGGUAAAAAAAAAAAAACGACAACAUGCAGGUAGAGAGAGUACAAGCUUUGUCCCAUGGAGGCCUUCACGAGCUACCUGCACAAUUCAUCCGGCCAGCCCACGAGAGGCCGGAGAACAGCAAAGCAAUCGAAGGAAUGACAGUGCCCGUGAUCUCAUUAUUGCUGCCACACGAUGAGCUUGUGCAUGAACUAUCAAAGGCGUGCAGCGAGUGGGGAGUUUUCCUCAUGACUGAUUAUGGAAUCUCUGCAUCUUUGAUUCCGAGGCUGCAAACAGCUGGGCAGGAGUUCUUUAACCUGCCUCCGGAGGAGAGAAGAAAGCUAUGCAAAUGA
This is a messenger RNA of Ilex paraguariensis (yerba mate), 419 nucleotides long. The record is from the annotation of a GenBank genome assembly. NCBI's taxonomy places the organism in Eukaryota, Viridiplantae, Streptophyta, Magnoliopsida, Aquifoliales, Aquifoliaceae.